Molecule: messenger RNA, 1025 nt
Organism: Octopus sinensis (East Asian common octopus)
Lineage: Eukaryota; Metazoa; Mollusca; Cephalopoda; Octopoda; Octopodidae
Product: enkurin-like
Exons: 4
Coding region: 188-1006 (272 amino acids)
Cellular component (GO): acrosomal vesicle
Molecular function (GO): calmodulin binding
Source: RefSeq, a predicted model, not a curated record
CGUCACCAGUUUCCAUAGCUACCCGUUGUGUUGUCGGCUGCUGUUAUUCAAAAGGCUUCCUAUACUAAAAAGUAGUGUAUCUUUGUAUCUGUAAAUACACAUUAGUAAUUCAGUCAUUUACCUCGAAAGCGCGAACAGGGAACGUCAUUGUGUAUAGUUGCAACAGGUAUAAACUGAACAACAAAAUAUGCCCGUAGCCGUGAAGAAAUUACCGGAUAAGGAAUAUAUAACUAACCUUAUACCCGCAGAACAUAUACCUGAACCGAAGCCACCCAGAUAUAUAUCAAAAUAUCGCCCUCAGGUGAAGGUUGAAAAGAAACGAACCCAAGAAAUUGCCAAAACUAUGGGCCCAGCCAAAGUGGAAAUUCCAGACACGAAGAAUUUUCUGAGGAAAAAUUCAAAAAAAGCUGUCAAUGUGAAGCCGGCGGCGGCAGAGAAGUCAUCGCAGGACAGGACGACGUGUACGACCAAGAAGCCCAGCUUGCCUAGCAAAGACAAUGUGCCCAUGUGUGGAAUGAAGACUACAAAGAACUUCAUCACAGAGAAUGCCAUUGAAAUAAUCACAUCGCUGCCCAAGAAAGUCACCCAGAAGUACUGCGACACUCGAAAUGGGGAUAAACACCUCUUGCUGCCAUCCGGUAUCAAACCCCUUUUUAUUCAGAAGAAGGAUUACGGCCAGAUUCCAGCUUACCUGAAGAAACGACGGGAGGACGUGAAGAUGCUACACGGGCGGUACGAAGCAGCUGUGAAGAAGCAGAUCGAAGACAACACUAUGAAACAGCUGAGCGAAGAAGAGCGAGAGGAGUUACUGAGUGGCUUGAAGAAGAAUUGGGAAGCUGUGCACCACGACUUCCAGGGCCUCUCGGUUGUCAUAGAUACCAUCCGAAAGAAGCACUUAAAAGAAAAACUGGAGAUGUUGAUGAAACAGCUUGAGCAAGAUAUAGCUUUGAUUGAGAAACACAAGAGGAUAUAUUUGGGAAACGAUCCUGACGGCUGUCAAUACUGAAAGAUAAACAUAUCUGAUU